AUAAUAACGAGACAUCCAAAAGCACCAGGCCCCUCAUAUGAGCACACUUCGUCCCCCCGCUGCUUUGGAUCUUCCAUGUGUCGUACUAGCUGGGAGCGGGUUUAGCGGACAACACGUUCCAUCAUUCGCAUCACUUGGUGGUGGUUAAAGCUAUCUCGAACAGCCCGUCCAAUGUGCAAUGCUCCCUACUCCAUCUCUCCUUCGCCCCUAGCGAAACGAUUCAUGACCAGACCCAUUUAUCAUGAUCGUCUUCAAAUUCCGCAACAUGGUUAUUCUGAAUGUGUCUUGCGUUGUCCAAGGAGCAUCUUGCACGGACCAUCUCCACUUCGACAAUGUAUCUCCGUGGACCUUGUGGGCGACUUGGUGGUCACGACUGCCUCUCAUACGCCUUCUCCUGUGAGAUCUGAUAUCCUAUGGAAGGGAUCUAAGAGGGAAGUCGAAGGUCCCUCUCUGCUAAAGGACGCCGACACUCCUUGUCCUCCAUAUCUCUCAUUUUGGGUGGCCGAUCACCGUGAACGAGAAGCAUUUUGGCAUGGAAGACACCCCCCAUACGCUGCGUAUCUCGCAUCACCGACAAUGAAGUCCCUUCCCAAUCUAGGUAUUGCCACACCUGUUACCAACCAAGUGGACAUGGAUAUCGAUGGUGAGCGAGCCCCUUGUGGUUCCACAUACCCGAAUUGGCAUGGGACUCGGGAAAUGCCCUCAAACUCCACACGAUCGUCCCUUCCCAAACCCGUUCUCAACCCAGAAGCAGGGCUUCGCCUUCGGCAACUCCGCAUCACAUCGGCGCGGUCUCUGUUCCCUCAGCUCGCAGGCGAAAUGCAAUUGCUCCUCUACAAAGAGAUCCGCGCCGCGAUGGAGCGGGAGGAAAUAGCACUUCUCUCCAACGACCGUUUCCCGUCGGCAGUUUCAAAGGAACGUUCCGCAUCGCUAUCGACGACGGUGAGCAGUGGGGAGUACAUUACCGCAACGCGAGGCGUGAAGCGGGCGUAUGCGUCGGGACCCAUGUGCUGCGGUAGGAACGAGGACCGGGCGAAAAAGAAAUUCCGGGCCACCCUCGCCAGGUCAUCCCGGCCCGCAUCCGUUGUGCCACAAACAAUUGAGAAAGUCGUCUACACCUCGGCCGGGCGACCGCACCUUUACGCCACAUUAUAUUUGGACGAGGAAGGAAUUUUGGAGCGCUCCUGGGCGGAUAGCAUGAUGCAUCGGAAUCCGCCCGUUGAUCUGCGGAAGAUUGUCUUAUGCGCCUCGCUGCGCUCAGCGUUCCAUCGUGCCAGGUCAAAGGACCGUUCGUCCCUGGGGUGCGUAACAAUCCGUAAACAUUCGCUGGAAUGCAAAGGCCUAGGGCUUGACGCUUGUCAAUCAACAGGUUGCUUGACGGCAAGUUAAAAGCAUUAGGGGGCCCACGACGUGUUGUUACUCCCGAGCAUGGUGCAUUGGACCUCAAAUGCAGAGCGCGA
Molecule: messenger RNA, 1460 nt
Organism: Cantharellus anzutake
Lineage: Eukaryota; Fungi; Basidiomycota; Agaricomycetes; Cantharellales; Hydnaceae
Exons: 1
Coding region: 172-1389 (405 amino acids)
Source: RefSeq, a predicted model, not a curated record